AUGGGGAUGAAGAAUUGCAUGAAUGAGGUGUGCCGAGCAACGACGUCGUCGGAUUGGAAGAAAGGUUGGACCUUGAAAUCAGGUGGAUUAGCUUCACUGUGUUACAAUUGCGGAUCUGCCUAUGAGAAUUCUAUUUUCUGCGAAACAUUCCACGCGGAGGACUCUGGUUGGCGGCCAUGCAGAGUAUGCGGGAAGGUGGUUCACUGUGGGUGCAUUGCUUCAAGACACCUGCAUGAGUACAUGGAUUUCGGUGGCGUUGCUUGCAUAAGCUGUGUAAAGCGUUUGGAAAUCCAUGCCAUGCAAACAAUACAGAUCCCUGGCGAUGUGCGUAAUGGCACAUUUGCCCCCAAAAGCAUUUUCAGUGACCCGCAGCCGAUGGUGAUAGGGAACAGAAUAGACGACGACAAAUUCAGCACAGAGAGACUUCUGCAGUUGACUAAGUCCAUAGGGGUCAAUGACAUCACCUCAGCAUUCGAGCAGCUUAAACGGGACGAACCACCCAUGCUAAAAACCCCUGAAAUAGGGACAAAUUUGGCAAGUCCCUCUCUACAGCCCUCGUCGUCUGUUUUCAUCAAACCAGAGAAUAUAGGACCAAGACAAGGCAGUAAGGACAUGACUGAAUCUCUAACUCAGCCAUGUCUGAAUUUCUCCUUGUCCGCAAUCCCUCCUAUAGCUGGAUCUAGCAGUUUAGCACCUUUUCCUGGUGGAAUGAUUGAUGGGAGUGAUCAGAACAAGGGUUCUUUACAAAGGAUACGCCAUAUUCCUCCAAAGCCUCCAAAGCCUAGCCCGACUGCAGGGCCCGAGGCGAGUAAAGGGAGCAGUUCGCAGGCGCGGGUCCCAAGGCCACCGGCUGAAGGGCGAGGCCGUAGCCAGCUGCUUCCUCGUUAUUGGCCGAGGAUCACUGACCAAGAGCUGCAGCAAUUAUCUGGAGAUUUGAACUCCACUAUAGUGCCUUUGUUUGAGAAGAUUCUGAGUGCUAGUGAUGCGGGCCGAAUCGGUCGUCUGGUCCUUCCAAAAGCAUGUGCUGAAGCAUACUUUCCUACCAUAAAUCAAUCAGAAGGCAUACCAAUAAAGAUUCAGGACAUAAAGGGGAAAGAAUGGACAUUUCAGUUCAGGUUUUGGCCAAAUAACAACAGCAGAAUGUAUGUUUUGGAGGGUGUAACCCCUUGCAUCCAGAGUAUGCAAGUACAAGCUGGUGAUACAGUGAUAUUUAGUAGGAGAGAUCCUGGAGGACAACUUGUCAUUGGCUGUCGCAAGGCAGUAGUCAAUUUUGAUGUCCAGCAGGAGCCUCAAACACCAGCCACUCCAAUUGCUGAUCCUCCAGGGGACACGUCAUCAUCGGGCGGCAAUGAUAAUAAACCAGCAAAUGGAGGCAGAGUAUCUGAUGAUUCCCGGCAGCAGCAUAUGAGCAUGUUGGAGAAGAGGAACGCAAGAAACAUCAAGAACAAGAGGCUUCACAUGCACAAUGAUGAUGCUGUCGAGCUUAGGAUUACUUGGGAAGAAGCUCAAGAGUUGUUGCGUCCACCUGCAUCUACUGAGCCGACUGUUGUCAUGGUUGAGCACUGUGAGAUUGAAGAAUUUGAAGAACCUCCAGUUUUUGGGAAGAGGACAAUUUUCAUAUCUCAACCUAACGGGGAGCAGGCACAACUUGCUCAAUGUGAUAGUUGCUCAAAAUGGCGCAGGCUGCCAGUUCAUGCUCUUAUUUCUGCAAAUUGGGCAUGUGCAGAAAAUGUCUGGGAUAUUACCAGGUCUUCGUGUUCUGCUCCAGAAGAGAUAAGCCUGAGAAAUCAAGAUUUCUCUAGAACUAACAAGGAUCACAAGAAGCAAAAGAAUUCCAACAGCAAAGCUGCACGGGAAGGCGAGCCUUCCGGCCUGGAUGCACUUGCUAAUGCUGCUGUUCUCGGGGACAACAUAGCCGGGGCAGGAGAUUACUCGACGGGCCCCACCACAAGGCAUCCCCGCCACAGGCCUGGCUGCACGUGCAUCGUCUGCAUUCAGCCCCCGAGCGGCAAGGGCCGGCACGAGCCCAGCUGCAAGUGCAACGUGUGCCUAACCGUUAAACGCCAAGAAGAAGAAAAGCCUGCUGCUAAGCAAGAUUUGGAGAGGGAGGAUAUUGUGGGCCACACGCUUCGGAACAUGAACCAACUGCUAAAGGAGAUUGGCAAUAGUAAUAAUAAUGAUGGGAUGAAGCAAGUGGAUAAUGUGGAGGAUGUGGGAAAGGCCGGGCUGGACUUGAACUGUGAUCCACAUCGUGAAGAUGAGAUUCUGGCAGGGACGUCAGGGAUGAGCUUGACGAGUUUGAUCAAUACAGCUGGUUUUCCAUUGGAUAUGUAUUUGGGUCAGAACGGGCUCCCAGGCCUGGGUCCGGGCCCAGGCCCUGUUCCAAGCCCUUUGGUCCCUCGAGCGUUGGGUGGUGUUGAUGACAAUGGUGGACAUGGAAGUGGAUCAGGGUCUGGAGAUGGGAAACAGGAAACAGGAGAAUAG
Striga hermonthica is the source of this 2484-nucleotide messenger RNA. NCBI's taxonomy places the organism in Eukaryota, Viridiplantae, Streptophyta, Magnoliopsida, Lamiales, Orobanchaceae. The record is from the annotation of a GenBank genome assembly.